AUGUGGUAUGGUGAACGUAUUGAAAAGAAGAGAAAGUCCAAGAAACCAAAAUUUUCUUUGUGUUGUGGACAAGGUCAAGUUCAGUUGCCAUUACUAAAGGAAUCACCAGAGAUCUUGAAAAGAUUGUUACAUGGUGAUGAUGAUAUCAGCAGCUAUUUUCGAGAAAAUAUCAGACAACUUAAUAUGGUUUUCUCUUUUACAUCUCUUGGGGGUAAAGUGGAUAGAUGUGUUCCUCAAGGACGAGGACCAAAAAUGUUUCAACUUCAAGGAGAAAACUAUCAUUUGAUGGGCAGUUUAAAGCCACAAGCUGGAGAAGAGCCCAAGUUUUCUCAACUCUACAUUGUUGACACAGAAAUCGAAAUUGAUAAAAGAGCUUCCAUUAUAGGGAAAUACAAGAAAAAGGCUGAUAAAGCUAAAAAAGAGAGUCUGAGAAAGAAAGUCAUUGAGAUGAUAGUUCAGAUGCUAAACCAAGUUAACCCAUAUGUACAUCAGUUUCGUUCAGCAAGAGAUCGAUUCAAUACCAACUCUGGUGCUACAUUUCAUAUGAGGAUUGUUAGCUCUCGAGAAAAAGAUGGAAGGACAUAUGAUACUCCUACUGCAUCUGAAGUUGCUGCACUAAUUCCUGGGGAUUUUAAUUUGGAAAUGGAUAAAAGAGAUAUUGUUCUACAAGAGAAGCAAACAGGAUGGCUUAAACGGAUAAGUGAAAUACAUCCUUCCUACCUAGCACUACAGUAUCCUCUUAUCUUUGCAUAUGGCGAAGAUGGGUUCAGGCUUGGGAUUGAAAAAAGAGCUACAGAAGCUACUGCUAAACUGAAGAGGAAAAAUAUCAGUAUGAGACAGUGGUAUGCAUAUCGGAUUAUGGAAAGAGAUGGGGAAUCUCAUACACUUCUACACUCUAAAAGGCUAUUCCAACAGUUUCUGGUAGAUGGUUAUACAACCAUAGAAGCAAAUCGGUUGUCCUAUUUGAGGAUGAACCAGAAAAGCCUUAGAUCAGACAGCUAUGAUUCUAUUCAGCAGUCUGGAAACAAUGGGGAUAACGAUAUGCACGAGCAAGGAAGCCGCUUUUUGUUACCAGCCACAUUUGUUGGAGGACCAAGAUACAUGAAGAAUUUGUAUUUGGAUGCAAUGGCAAUAUGCAAAUACUAUGGAUUUCCAGAUCUUUUUAUAACUUUCACAUGCAAUCCUAAAUGGCCUGAAAUCACUAGGUAUGUUCAACCACGCAAGCUCACUCCUGACGACAGACCAGAAAUCCUAUGCAGGAUUUUUAAGGUUAAACUAGAUCGGCUAAUGAGCGAUUUAACUGAAAAAAAUCUACUUGGAAAGACUGUCGCAUCGAUGUACACAGUUGAAUUUCAGAAACGUGGUCUGCCCCAUGCUCAUAUUCUGCUGUUCAUGCAUCCUAAAUAUAAAUUUCCUAAAACAGAUGACAUUGACAAGAUCAUCUCAGCAGAAAUACCAGAUAAGGAUAAGGAACCAGAGCUGUUUGAUGUGGUGAAGGAUAUGAUGAUUCAUGGUCCUUGUGGGGCAGUUAACAUGAACUCGCCAUGCAUGGAGAAUGGUAAAUGUUCAAAGCUCUAUCCUAAAGAUUUUGUGGACAAAACUUCUGUGAACAGAGAAGGUUUUCCGGUUUAUAGACGGCGUGAACAGCCUGGUUGCUUUGUAGAGAAAAAUGGCUUCAAAUGCGAUAACAGAUACGUUAUACCCUAUAACAAGAAAUUAUCUGUUCGGUAUCGAGCUCAUAUUAACGUGGAGUGGUGUAAUCAGACUGGUUCCAUUAAAUACUUAUUUAAGUAUAUUAAUAAAGGUGCAGAUCGUUGUACUGUUUCUGUUGAGCCAUCAGAAAAAGGAGCUACUGGAGUUGAAAAAAAAAAUGAGAUAAAAAACUUCUUCAACUGCAGAUAUGUUUCGGCCUGUGAAGGGGCAUGGAGGACUUUAAGUUUUCCUAUCCAUUAUCGAUCGGUGCCUGUUGAGCGAAUGCAGUUUCACCUACCAGGGAAGCAGAUUAUUAUUUUCAAAGAUGAUGACACUUAUGCUGAAGUCACAAAUCGUGAGCUUAUAGAAAAUACUAUGUUCACUGGAUGGUUUGAUCUGAACAAGGUUAGUGCUGUUGCCAGAAGACUUACUUUAGCAGAAAUUCCAACAAUGUUCACUUGGAAUAAGAAGGAGAAAAAGUUUUAUGAUAGACAGAAAGGAUUCAGUAUUGGUAGGAUCAAUUAUGCCCCAAGGAAGAUUGAAGAAGCUUUCUAUUUGCGUGUUCUGCUAAACAUAGUCAGAGGUCCAAGGGAUGAGGAGGAGGUUCGAACCUUUAAUAAUGUUGUUUAUCCCACAUUUAAGAGGGCCUGUUUUGCAAGGGGCUUACUAGACAAUGAUCAAGAGUAUAUAGAUGACAUUAUGAGGACGAGUUUCACUGAAUCAGCUGCACAUUUGCGUCACACUUUUGUUAUUAUGCUGAUGUCUGGUAGUUUGUCAGAGCCAGAGGUCGUUUGGGACAAUACAUGGGAGGUUUUAUGUGAUGACAUCGAGUACAAGCGUAGAAAGUUAUUAAACAGACCAGAUCUCUGUUUAAGUGCAGCAGAAAAACAACAGUUUGCUCUUCUUGAGAUCGAAAAAAUUUUAAAGAGUAAUGGAUUUUCAUUAGAGCAGUGGGAGUCUAUGCCAAAGCCAGAUCCAGAUAUUGUUGGAAACGACAAUGUGUUGAUUGCAGAUGAGCUGAGUUACGAUAGGGAGAAGCUGAAAGCUGAGCAUGACCGAGAUAUUGGAAAACUAACAGAUGAGCAAAGGAACAUUUAUGAAGAGAUUGUUGAUGCUGUUGUAAAUGAAAAAGGAGGUGUCUUCUUUGUCUAUGGAUUUGGAGGAACAGGUAAAACCUUCCUGUGGAGAUUGCUGUCUGCAGCUAUUAGAUGCAGGGGAGAAAUUUGUUUGAACACUGCAUCAAGUGGGAUAGCUUCUCUAUUGCUACAAGGAGGAAGGACAGCACAUUCUAGGUUUGGAAUACCAAUAAACCCAGAUGAGUUUUCUACAUGCACACUAAUUCCAGGAAGUGAUCAAGCUAAUUUGGUGAAAGCAGCAUCUCUAAUCAUUUGGGAUGAAGCACCAAUGAUGAGCAGACACUGUUUUGAAUCUUUGGACAGGAGUAUGAAAGACAUUUUGGGGAACAAAGACGGGAGGCCUUUUGGUGGAAAAGUUGUUGUGUUUGGAGGUGAUUUUAGACAAAUAUUGCCCGUCAUACAUGGUGCUGGACGUCCAGAAAUUGUACUGGACUCUCUUAAUUUGUCAUAUUUAUGGAAGCAUGUUAAGUUGAUGAAGCUAACGAAGAAUAUGAGGCUGCUUUCUGAAAACCUGUCUGCUGAAGAAGCAAAGGAAUUGAAGGAAUUUUCAGAGUGGAUUUUAGAUGUUGGAGAUGGAAAACUCGGAGGAGAUAAUGAUGGAGAAGUUGUAAUCAAUAUCCCAGACGAGUUUCUUAUCACUGAUGUAGAUGAACCAAUUGAAGCUAUUAGCAAAGCAGUGUAUGGUGAUGUUGUUUCCUUGCAACAUAAUAGAGAGGCAAAGUUUUUCCAAGAAAGAGCCAUUUUGUGUCCCACCAACGAAGAUGUUAACAGGAUUAACCAGCACAUGUUGGAUAAACUACCAGGAGAAGAAAGGAUUUACUUAAGCUCUGACUCGAUUGAUGCUUCUGAUAGAUUUUCAAAAAAUGACCAGGCUCUAACUCCCGAUUUCUUAAACACCAUCAAGGUUUCUGGGUUGCCAAAUCACAGUCUUCGUUUGAAAGUCGGAUGUCCAGUGAUGCUGCUUCGAAACAUCGAUCAUACAAACGGUUUGAUGAAUGGCACAAGACUCCAGAUUACAGAGUUGGAUGAUUUAUUUGUAAAGGCGAGAGUUAUCACAGGAGAAAAGGUGGGGAAAACCGUGGACAUUCCUAGACUUUCUAUUACACCUACUGAUAAGAAAUUGCCUUUCAAGAUGAGGAGGAGGCAGCUACCUAUUGCAGUUGCAUUUGCUAUCACAAUUAAUAAGAGUCAGGGUCAAUCGCUAUCCCAUGUUGGUUUGUAUCUACCAAGAGAUGUGUUUUCUCAUGGACAACUAUAUGUGGCUGUUUCCAGAGUUACAUCAAAAAAAGGAUUGAAGAUUUUGGUUGUUGAUGAUCAGGGAAAGCCUAAGCGUGAGACAAAAAAUGUUGUUUUUAAAGAGAUCUUUCAGAAUCUCUAACCUGAAUGUUUAGUUUCUUGUGUAGUUUGCUGUGUUUUCGAGAUGUUAACUUAUUUCAUAAUUUCUUUCAGAUGUUUUAAC
This is a messenger RNA of Raphanus sativus (radish), 4287 nucleotides long. RefSeq lists its product as uncharacterized. The transcript has 6 exons. Gene Ontology annotation, molecular function: DNA helicase activity. Gene Ontology annotation, biological process: DNA repair; telomere maintenance. NCBI's taxonomy places the organism in Eukaryota, Viridiplantae, Streptophyta, Magnoliopsida, Brassicales, Brassicaceae. The record is from RefSeq and is a predicted model, not a curated record. The coding region runs from base 1 to 4206 and encodes 1401 amino acids.